Arvicanthis niloticus (Nile rat) is the source of this 618-nucleotide messenger RNA. Lineage: Eukaryota; Metazoa; Chordata; Mammalia; Rodentia; Muridae. The record is from RefSeq and is a predicted model, not a curated record.
AAGUAUGUGACUAUGAAGCGAAUGCUUAGUCUUAGAGAAAAGGAUAGGUGGAAGCCUAAAAAGAAAGAAAAGAAAGAUCCGAGUGCUCUAAAGAAAAGAGAAGUGCCCCAGCAUCCUUCUUGCUUGUUCUUCCAGUAUAAUAUACAGCUGGGUUCACCUUACCACAUCCUUGUCGAUACCAACAUCACCAACUUUUCCAUUAAAGCCAAUCUGGACUUAGUGCAGUCAAUGAUGAACUGUCUAUAUGUCAAGUGUAUUCUUUAUAUAACUGAUUGCGUAAUGGCUGAAAUUGAGAAAUUGGAACAGAAGUAUCGUGUGGCACUAAAAGUCACCAAGGUUCCAGGAUCUGACCAAUCGCCAUGCACACACAAAGGAACCUAUGCUAAUGUUUGCCUGGUACAGAAAGUAACUCAGCACAAGUGUUACAUUGUGGCCACAGUUGACUGUGACCUCAAACGAAGAAUCAGGAAGAUCCCUGGUGUUGCUAUCAUGUACAUUUCUAACCACAAAUACAACAUCGAGUGGAUGCCAGGUGAUUAUGGAGCCCCUCUCUGCUUCCAGUUCUCACUCUACAGAAUCUGUGUGCCAUUCUUGGACCAGCUUUCUCUCAUCAGUUAA